UGAUGUCAACUUAUUUAAUACUUUAACUUAUGAAUGGAAUAAGUUAAUAUCAAGCAGCGAUAUUGUAAUGAAGAGAGGGUAUGGUGGUAUGGUGUAUAUGGAGUCAAUGGGUACAGAAUACCUCCUAGUAAUAGGAGGACAUGGCUCUACACCCACUACAUACCAAUCACAGUAUCAAUAUGAUCAGCUGGUUAAUGGCUGGGUUCGUACUAAUGAACAUAAUUUAUUGAAUUUAUCAACAAGACAGUGGAUUAUUCCAACUAUUAGUGGACAGUGUUGUCCUCCUACUUCUUCCUUUACUCUUACAAAGAUCAGUAAUAAUAAAUCUAUCUUGUUUGGUGGAGCAGUGACUGAUGAUGAACGAUAUAAUUUAUCUGUUAAUAAUGUUUAUACAUGUCAACUUGAAUCUGAUACUACAAUACACUGGGAGAGUGUUAAGGGACCAGUAGUACCUGCUAGUGUACAGUGGCCUGUGGGGAGACAAGCUCAUGCUAUUACUAGUAUCAUCAGUAACUCACCUACACUAGUAAUGAUAGGUGGAGAGGGUCAGAAUGAUCAACUAGUAAAUGAUAGUUGGUUACUUGAUACCAGUCAGUACCAGUGGAGUAAGAUUGUUCUACCUGAAUCUGUUACUAGUAGAAAGUCUCAUUCCUUAUCAUCAAUAAUGAUGAGUCCAGACUGUGUAUGGUUGGUGGUAGUGGGUGGAGGGGGAGCAACUCAAUGGAGAAUUGUAGGAAGAGGAGUAGAGAAAUCAUUUAGUCCAUUUAUCACUGAUCCUAAUAUCACAAUGUUAAUAGAACUAGUUCUCACUAAAGGUCAAUGGACAGUAAGUGAAGUACUAGAUUCUACUGAUCUUACUAAAGAGGCCUAUCAACACAAAUAUCAAUCAUUCCUUAAAACAAGACAAUGGUGGCAAGAUCGUUGUUCUAUAGUCUAUCCAACAGAAAAGGAAGUACAACAGCAGCAGUACAUACAAGUACUGCAACACGAGUUAAGAGUAUUUGAAGUAAAUAAAACCUCACUGCAGGAAGCACUCCUUGAGGCUAGUCAGCAAGGUAUAGUCCUCUACUGUGUGUGUGUGUUUAUUAUUUUGUGA
Molecule: messenger RNA, 1096 nt
Organism: Amphimedon queenslandica
Lineage: Eukaryota; Metazoa; Porifera; Demospongiae; Haplosclerida; Niphatidae
Exons: 5
Coding region: 68-1096 (342 amino acids)
Molecular function (GO): protein binding
Source: RefSeq, a predicted model, not a curated record